GUACUCCAUGGUGAGCGGACUGUGCGCCUUGUGCCUGCUGUGCGGGGCCCCAGACUGAUGCCAGCUGCAGCCCCCGGAGCCCAGUUAAAGUGGAUUAUAUGCUACGCUGGCAUCGCAGGAUGACCCCCCAGUGAUGUUGUGCUGGUUUUACCCCAGAUAGACCCCCGGCCUCCUCCCGCCAUGUCCCGGUUAUGGCUGCUGUCCCUCUCCAUCCUCCUGCUUCACCUCUAUCCACCGCGAGUGCGGGCCGAGGACCGAGAGACGGAAGAUCAGUGUCAGAGGAAAGAGCACCCCAUCCUCAGCUUCACAGAACUAAACCCGUGGCUGUGUAACUUCACCUAUGGAGAUGUUCAGGACUUCUCGCAGCUGGCGCUGGACCCCAACCGCAACCAACUCAUUGUCGGAGCCAGGAACUUCCUCUUCCGGCUCAGUCUCUUCAACAUCUCCCUCGUGCAGGUGUCAGAGUGGAGUUCGGAUGAAGACACCCGGCGGUCCUGUCAGAGUAAAGGGAAGACGGAGGAGGAAUGUCAGAACUACGUACGAGUCCUGAUUGUGACGGGGAAGAGAGUGUUCACCUGCGGGACCAACGCCUUUUCACCGGUCUGCACGAGUCGCCAGGUGGGGAACAUCAGCCGGGUGAUUGAGAAGAUAAACGGUGUAGCCCGCUGCCCGUAUGACCCACGCCACAACUCCACCGCCGUCAUCACAUCAAGGGGCGAGCUGUACGCAGCCACCGUCAUCGACUUCUCCGGCCGGGACCCGGCCAUCUAUCGCAGCCUGGGGAGUAUCCCUCCGCUCCGCACCGCGCAGUACAACUCCAAGUGGCUGAAUGAACCCAACUUUGUGGCCGCCUACGACAUCGGCCUCUUCACCUACUUCUUCUUCCGGGAGAACGCGGUGGAGCACGACUGCGGCAAGACGGUGUACUCGCGGGUGGCGAGGGUCUGUAAGAACGACUUCGGGGGGCGCUUUCUGCUGGAGGACACCUGGACGACGUUCAUGAAGGCGAGGCUGAACUGCUCGCGCUCGGGGGAGAUCCCCUUCUACUACAACGAGCUGCAGAGCACCUUCCUCCUCCAGGAGCAGGACCUCAUCUAUGGCGUCUUCACCACCAAUGUAAAUAGCAUCGCUGCCUCGGCGGUUUGUGCCUUCAACCUCAGCGCGAUCACACAGGCCUUCAACGGUCCCUUCCGAUUCCAGGAGAACCCGCGCUCCGCCUGGCUGCCCACACUCAACCCCAUGCCCAACUUUCAGUGCGGGAUCCUGAACGAUGACAGCCCCAACGAGAACCUGACGGAGCGCAGCCUGCAGGACGCCCAGCGCCUUUUCCUCAUGAACGACGUGGUGCAGCCGGUGUCGGUGGACCCCCUGGUGACGCAGGACAAUGUGCGGUUCUCCAAACUGGUGGUGGACAUCGUUCAAGGCAAAGACACCCUGUACCACGUCAUGUACAUCGGCACAGAGCACGGCACCAUCCUGAAAGCCUUGUCCACCGCCAACCGCAGCCUGCGCAGCUGCUAUCUGGAGGAGAUGCACAUAUUACCCAACGGGCAGCAGGAGCCGAUCCUCAACCUGCAGAUCCUGCACAGCAACCGCUCCCUGUUCGUCGGCUUAAAUCACGGCGUGCUGAAAGUCCCCCUGGAGAGGUGCAGCAUGUACCGCACAGAGGGGACCUGCCUGGGGGCCCGGGACCCGUACUGCGGGUGGGACAGUAAGAAGAAGCGCUGCACCACCCUGGAGGACAGCUCCAACAUGAGCCUGUGGUUCCAGAACAUCACCGAAUGCCCGAACAACCCCCCGCCGCGGUGUGGCGGCAGAGACUGCGACGGGCCGCGGAUAGAAAUCACCAACUGCUCGCGGAAACGUCGCCCCCAGGCGGCUGCGACCGUGGCGGAUCUUACGACCCGUCGGGUAAAUAAGAAGCGCAUGGUAGCGCUGCGCCCGCUGCGUUUCCGGGUUCACAGAGGUGCUGUUCCCCCGGCUGGAAUAUUCUGCAACGAGAACAACCCCUGCCCGGUCCCCAUCUUCUGGUCCUCCUGGGGUUCGUGGAGUAAGUGCAGCGCCGAUUGCGGAGGAGGGGUCCACACCAGGCAGCGGACCUGCGAGAAUGGGAACACGUGCCCCGGCUGCUCCCAGGAAUUCAGGACCUGCAACCCCGAAACGUGCCCGGAGGUGCGCAGAAACACGCCUUGGACGCCCUGGAUGCCCAUCAACGUCACGCAGAGCGGGGCGCGCCAGGAACAGCGUUUCCGAUACACCUGCAGAGCUCAGCUGUCGGACCCCCAUAUGCUGCAGUUCGGGAGGAAGAAGAUCGAGACCCGGUUCUGUGCCAACGACGGCUCGGUGUCCUGCGAGACGGACUCUCUGGUGGACGAUCUCAUGAGGAACGGCAAGAGUCCGGCUCGUAUAGUCAGCGGCGGCUGGAGCCCGUGGGGGGCCUGGUCUGCCUGUUCCCGAGAGUGCGAACUGGGGUUCCGAUCCAGAAAACGGUUCUGCAAUAAUCCGGAACCUCGGAACGGAGGACUUCCCUGCUCCGGAUCCGCCGCCGAGUUCCAGGACUGCAACCCCCAACUCUGUCCAGUAAAGGGUUCCUGGUCUUGCUGGUCAUCCUGGACGCAGUGUUCUGCUACGUGUGGGGGAGGACAUUAUCAGCGCACCCGUACCUGCACCAACCCAACCCCGUCCAACGGAGGCGACAUCUGCAUCGGACUGCACACAGAGGAGGCGCUGUGCAACACCUACCCCUGUGAAGGCGGCUGGGCGGAUUGGUCGGAAUGGAGCAUGUGUCACGAAGACGGGACGCAAUAUCGCCAUCGCUACUGCGACAUACACAACCCCGGGCCCACGCAGUGUGUGGGGAACAGCACGCAGUACAGAGAGUGUAUAUACAACGAGAUCCCAGCUCCCCAGCCUGCCUCCAGGACAUCCGCCAGCCCCGAGCCGCCCCCUGCCGGGCCCCGGCCGGCCUCCUCCACCUCGGAAGCCGGGCCCCAGCCCUACCUCCUCCUCCAGCGGGAGCUCUAUGAUCUAUGUGGGUCUCCGGGCCACUGGGGCUGCCUGAUUCUGCGCUGCACGGCUCACCUCGCUGUUUUGGGGGCGGCAGGGUUCAGUCUCAUCCAUCUGAUUGCCACCGGGGUCUCUUGUUUCUUCGGCUCCAGCCUGCUGACGUUUGUGAUCUACGUCUAUUGCCAGCGCUGCCAGAGACAGUCCCAGGAGUCCACCGUCAUCCACCCGGCUACACCCAACCACCUCCAAUACAAGGGCAACUCCACGCCCAAGAACGAGAAAUACACUCCUAUGGAGUUCAAGACUCUCAAUAAGAACAAUUUGCUCCCGGACGACCGCACCAACUUUUACCCGCUGCAGCAAACCAACGUCUACACCACGACGUACUACCCCAGCACGCUGAGCAAAUACGAUUUCAGGCCGGAUUCCUCCCCGGGCAGGACUUUCACCAACAGCUGAGGUUUGGUCCCCGAUGGAAAUCCCAACUUCUCGCUGAGGCUCCAUCUCUCACCCCCGUCUCACGCUCCAUAAACCCGCCGCCCAGCUCCUUCCAUCACCGAACGAGUCGGGCAAGCUCUCAGACCGGACCUGCUGA
This is a messenger RNA of Nanorana parkeri, 3601 nucleotides long. It is a transcript of the gene SEMA5B, whose product is annotated as semaphorin 5B. NCBI's taxonomy places the organism in Eukaryota, Metazoa, Chordata, Amphibia, Anura, Dicroglossidae. Bases 181 to 3465 code for a protein of 1094 amino acids. Gene Ontology annotation, molecular function: semaphorin receptor binding; chemorepellent activity. The record is from RefSeq and is a predicted model, not a curated record. The transcript has 23 exons. Gene Ontology annotation, biological process: neural crest cell migration; semaphorin-plexin signaling pathway; negative regulation of axon extension involved in axon guidance.